AUCCAUCAUCAAAAUUCAAAACCAAACCAUACAAAACAAGCAAGUUUUUAUUCUUUAAUCUCUUCAUCAAAUACACACCAAAUCACUUCCCAAUUAAACUCCUCAAACUCUAUUCUACCACAAAUUUUAGCACUCCCAAAUCCCAUUAUCUUUCAUUCCAUAUUGUCACUCACCACUAUAUACAUACACUAAUACCAUAUUCUUCUCUCACAAUAACAUACACACAUCGAUCAUUCAAAUUUUUAAUUCGCAACACAAAGCUAAAAAAUGUCUCCUCCAAACCCAACCCUUAACUCAACCAAAAACAACUCCAACAACAUCACCACCACCACCAAACACGUUAAUCCUAUUUCCAAUUCAUCUUUCAUCUUCACCUUAUCUGAGUCAACCUUAAAAGUCAAUGAUCAUGUCAUUCUCUCUGAUGUGCCCAAAAACAUCACUAUCACCACUUCUCCGUCCACCACCACCGCUACCAAUGGUUGCUUCCUAGGCUUCAAAGCCACCGAGCCAAAAAGCCGCCACGUGGCACCCAUUGGAGAACUCAAAAACAUUAACUUCACAAGCAUAUUUCGUUUCAAAGUAUGGUGGACCACUCUUUGGACCGGUUCCAAUGGUAAAGACCUUGAAACUGAAACUCAAUUUCUCAUGCUACAAAACUCGGAUCCAAAUCCGGGUUCGAAUCAAACCUUCGGGCGACCUUACGUUCUAUUUCUCCCAAUAAUAGAAGGUCAAUUCCGCGCUUCUUUACAAUCUGGUGAAAACGACAACAUUUCAGUGUGCGUUGAGAGUAGUUCAACUUCGGUAACUAAAUCUCAAUACAACUCUGUCGUUUAUAUUCACGCGGGUAGCGAUCCAUUUAAGCUAGUAAAAGAAGCUAUGAAAACCGUGAGGGCCCACUUGGGAACUUUCAAGCUUCUAGAAGAAAAAACGGUUCCUGGAAUUGCGGAGAAAUUCGGAUGGUGUACAUGGGAUGCAUUUUAUCUUAAGGUACACCCUCAAGGAAUUUGGGAAGGUGUACAAAAUUUAACCAAUGGUGGCUGUCCACCUGGAUUUGUUUUAAUUGAUGAUGGUUGGCAAUCUAUAGCACAUGAUGAUGAUCCUGUUAAUACUAAUGAUGGGAUUAAUCGAACGGAUGCAGGAGAACAAAUGCCAUGUAGGUUAAUUAAAUUUGAAGAAAAUUAUAAGUUUAAGGAUUAUAAAAAAGGAUUAGGAUUAGGUGGAUUUGUCAAGGAACUAAAAAAAGGUUUUGAAAGUAUUGAGUAUGUGUAUGUGUGGCAUGCUUUGUGUGGUUAUUGGGGUGGGAUAAGACCCGGUGUCGAGGGUAUACCGGAAGCUAUAGUGGAAAAGCCUAAAUUGACAGUUGGAUUGGAAACUACUAUGGAAGAUUUGGCUGUUGAUAAAAUUGUUAAUAAUGGUGUUGGAUUAGUUCCUCCACAUUUGGUUGAUCAAAUGUAUGAAGGUAUUCAUUCUCACUUGGAAAAUUCAGGAAUUGAUGGGGUCAAAGUUGAUGUCAUUCAUUUGCUAGAGAUGGUGUGUGAGAAGUAUGGAGGCAGAGUUGAUUUGGCAAAAGCAUAUUACAAAGCUCUCACAACUUCAGUGAAAAAACAUUUCAAUGGCAAUGGUGUCAUUGCUAGCAUGGAACAUUGCAAUGAUUUCAUGUUGCUUGGAACUGAAGCCAUAUCCCUUGGUCGUGUCGGUGAUGAUUUUUGGUGCACUGACCCAUAUGGUGAUCCAAAUGGUACUUAUUGGUUACAAGGAUGUCACAUGGUACAUUGUGCAUACAAUAGCUUAUGGAUGGGAAAUUUCAUUCAACCAGAUUGGGAUAUGUUUCAAUCUACACAUCCUUGUGCUGCUUUUCAUGCAGCUUCUAGAGCCAUAUCUGGUGGUCCUAUUUAUAUAAGUGACACUGUUGGAAAUCACAAUUUUGACCUUCUCAAAAAAUUAGCUUUGCCUGAUGGUACUAUCCUUAGAUGUCAACACUAUGCUCUCCCAACUAAAGACUGUCUCUUUGCUGACCCUUUACAUGAUGGCAAAACAAUGCUCAAGAUAUGGAACCUCAACAAGUACACCGGAGUUCUUGGUGUGUUUAACUGUCAAGGAGGAGGAUGGUUUCGCGAGAUAAGAUCAAACAAAUGUGCUUCUGAAUUUUCUCAUUUGGUAUCAACAAAGAUUAACAUCAAAGACAUUGAAUGGAACAGUGGAAAAAAUCCAAUUUCCAUUGAAAGUGUAAAACUUUUUGCUUUAUAUUUCAGCCAAGAAAAGAAGCUCAAACUUUUCUCUCCAACUGACACUGAAGAAAUCUCUUUGGAACCAUUCAAUUUUGAGCUUAUAACUGUUUCACCUGUCACUUUAUUUCCUAAAAAGUCCUUCAAGUUUGCACCUAUUGGUUUGGUUAAUAUGCUAAACAAUGGAGGGGCAAUUCAGUCAUUUGAAUAUGAUGAGGCUCAAGAUUUGGUUCAAGUCGGAGUUAGAGGUGUUGGUGAGAUGAGAGUGUUUGCUUCAAAGAAACCAAAGAGUUGUAGAAUUGAUGGUGAAGAAGUUGAUUUUGAAUAUGAAGAUUUCAUGGUUGUGAUUCAAGUUCCAUGGCCUAAUUCUUCAAAAUUUUCUUCUAUUCAGUAUAUAUUCUAAGCAUAGAUGAGAUUAUUCAUACUUUUAAACUUAUGAUUUUCUUUUGUUUGUUUAAUUUGAUGUUUUUUUUAUAUUGACCAUGUUUAAGUUAUAAUUUAUAAGGGCUUUUUAUUUAUCCCUCAGUUGGAUUUUUUAUAACUUUGCUUUUUAGGUAUCCUUUAUAAGCAAGUUUCUCCUUAAUCAUAUUAUCCUUUCCCCUUCAACAGUCACGAAUUUCAUGUGUUUUUUUUUUUUGCAUUAUUAAUUUAAGUUAGAUGACUCAAUAGUUAAUAUAGUUAUGUUUCAAUAUAAUUGAUAUAAAUUGCAAUAAAUAAAAAAAGAAUUGAUAUAAUUGGUUUCAUC
Trifolium pratense (red clover) is the source of this 2970-nucleotide messenger RNA. Its product is annotated as galactinol--sucrose galactosyltransferase. The coding region runs from base 268 to 2628 and encodes 786 amino acids. The record is from RefSeq and is a predicted model, not a curated record. Gene Ontology annotation, molecular function: galactinol-sucrose galactosyltransferase activity. NCBI's taxonomy places the organism in Eukaryota, Viridiplantae, Streptophyta, Magnoliopsida, Fabales, Fabaceae. The transcript is spliced from 4 exons.